Molecule: messenger RNA, 2853 nt
Organism: Marasmius oreades (fairy-ring Marasmius)
Lineage: Eukaryota; Fungi; Basidiomycota; Agaricomycetes; Agaricales; Marasmiaceae
Exons: 4
Coding region: 1-2853 (950 amino acids)
Biological process (GO): regulation of transcription by RNA polymerase II
Cellular component (GO): SAGA complex
Molecular function (GO): transcription coregulator activity
Source: RefSeq, a predicted model, not a curated record
AUGGGUAGUUACAAUUUGACGCGGUACAGCGAAGAACUUCUCGAGCGAACAAAAAGGGAACCUCCGUCGCUCACUGUUCAUCUGCAUGGGGACCACUUCAAUCUGAACGCUAGCAAAAAGUGGUCGUACACGCACCCCGUCGCAUGCAUUUUUGACGAUAUUCGCGCUCAUCGAAUACCUGUAGACUUCCUUGAAUUAUUCGACAAAGCCAAUAUUCCAUUCUAUGACGGCUGCAUGAUUGUGGAACUCUUAGACUAUCGAUCCCACAACAAGAAUGAACCCGUCUUGGAGCGACCUGAACAGAAGAGGAUGAUUUUGCAUCCGAACGGAGAAACUCUAUGGGCAGAUAUUUGCUUAUUGAAUGCCACGCAUGGCAAAAAGUGGACGGAUAGAGAUAUUCUGGAAAUUGAGGCACGCAUAUUGCUUGCAACUGCACCACCUCUCUGUCUCGACCCUGAUCCCCACCUUACACGUAUUGCAAACCAUGUCCUUCGAGUUUCUACUCCUACGGAACCUGCAUUGUUGAAACGGAAGGCGGAUGUUGUGGAGCCAGAGGAACGAGAGACGGAAAAGGCAAAGAGAGCAAAGAUCAUGCAGUUUGGAAAUCCGAGGCUCAACCGUCCCUACGCGCCGUCUUAUCGAAUUCUAGAUGCGCUCGACCGAAAGAGCAAGGGAAACAUCGUUAUUGGGCCGCCUCCUGCGCCAAAACCUCAACCAACCAGAUCGCCAUCGCGUGGCCCAUCUCAAACGCCUGCACCUCAAGCAUCUGCACGGCCCUUAACGCCAUCCAGUCAAUCAUCUGCACACCCCUCUCCCGCUCCUGUAACUACUCCAACUCCCUACAAUCUACCUCAUUCGCCUGCACCUCCUCCGGUCGCGACCGUUCCUACACCCCAACCUCCGCAGUCUGGCCCUGCAGACGACACCUCCAAACGUCUUCAAACCAAACCUCCUUUACCUCCCACACAAACCUUCACCAUCCCUAUACAUUCCACUCCCUCUACGUCCGCCCUCCCAGUCGGGGCUACUACAAACGUCAAUGCAAUACGGACUGGUGCUCAAACACCGGUUCCUGUCCCAUUUGUGAUUGCUACCGGUCCACCCGCCACGCCCUACCAACACCUUAUGCCAACACAACGUCCAAAUCAAGCCUUUCGUAGGAGCGUCAGUCCUACUAAACCUCAACUGCGUGCCUCUCCUUCACCGGCGCCGAGUCUCAAUUCACAACAGCAGGCACCAGUGCAAGCUACAGCUCAAGCACACCUAUAUCCAAGUGUCCAGGCCGCUACGGCAGCGGCAGCUGGUCACUCACCCCCUUCCAACGUCACCAGUUCACCCGCAAAUGAGCAGUCCCCCACACAGGGAACAGAGCUUGCCAAGAGGGCAGCGACACCUGUGGGUGUCAUUGGGGCAACGCUUUCUCCGGGGCAACAGCAGCGUUAUUCACAGAGUCCACGCGUGAUGCCUGCUGUAAUGCGACAGUCUUCUCCACAGGCUCAAGUACAUCCGGGUCGUAGCGCUACACCAGCAGCCUCUCAGCAGCCUCUUUCCGGCCACCAGCAAUCCCCACCUUCUCAGCAUCGAACAGGUCCUGUUUCGCAGCAUCAAACUAUGUCACAACAGAAUGGAUAUCAAGCACAAUACACUUUGCAGAGGAAUAAUAUGGCGCAACCAACCCCAACCGCGGCUAGCUCUCAAGUACAGCAACAACAACAGUCGGGGGCGACGACUUCUGCCAUCACAGGAGGUACUCCAGCCUUCAUGGUUAACCCUGCCUCUUCCCAAGUGCCUGCAGCGCAACCUAAUCCAGGUCAGAACCCGCCCAUUCAGGCUCUUCAAGUCCAACCAGGUCAACAGUUGACCCCACAACAGCAGCAGCAGAUGAUGCAACUUAAGCAUAAUUACCGGAUGAGGAUGUUGCACGCGCAACAUCAGCAAAGGGUAGGGACGCCAGCGAACCAAGGGAUGAUGAGGGGUACCCCAGUGCAGCUCCAGCAGAUACAACAACAGCACCAACAGCAGCACCAACAGCAGAUGCAGCAGAUGCAACAACAUGCCAGUCCGCGACCAACUACAUCGCAAUCUGUCGUCUCAUCACCGAUUGUUUCGGCUGCACAGAGCCAGGCUCAAAGUCAAAGGACUGUAACGCCAGCCCCCGGUACGAUUCCUAAUACUAGUGCUAUGGGCCCUGGAAGUGUCCGCAGGGGUAGUCCAAUGUUGGUUAACAAUCAACGAAUGACAGCCGCAUCCCCUAUGCCUGUCAAUGCACAACCUAUGAAUCCGAACGUUAAUCCCAAUCCAGGGGUAAAUUCUCCCAGAAUGAAUCCACAGCAGGCGGGUGGUGGUCAUCCAAACCCGGUUACCGUUCCUGGAGGCAUCAACUUUAAUCCUGCCAACUUCGCUCAUUAUCAAGCCCAAUUAGUGGCACAGAUGAGACAGCAGGCCACGGCUACGCCAGCGCCAGGAGCUGGGCUCAAGUCUGACGGACAGAAUCCUGGGACACCUCAGCGACCUCAGCAGCCACAACAGAAUCAACCACCUGUUGGAAUGCCGCAGCAGUCAUCUCAGAAUCCUAAUCAGAAUCAGACACAGACUCCGGGAAUGCAGCAACAGCAGCAUGCUUACCCUAUGUUCUACGCUACUGCUGGACAGCCGAUGGGCCAAGGUUACUGGCCCGGAGUGGUGUCUCAACAUGGAGGUGUGAAUCCUGCUAUACAAAAUAUGGGGCAAAAUGGACAGGCUACUCCGCAACAACAGAUGCAGUUUUAUCAAUACAUGAUGGGGAGAGGAAGAGGGUUCCAACACCAACAACAAGGACGGGGAGGUGGUCCCGGGAAUAUACCUGGACGAUAG